ACUUGGGCGUUGGACUCCGCAUCUUAUUAGCGACCAGGGAGAUUUCUCCAUUUUCCCCUUGUCUACAGUACGGCUACAAAUCUGGGAUUUUUUUUAUUACUUCUCCUUUUUUUUUGUACUAAACUUGGGCUUCUGAUAUUUUUGCUCGACUAUUUUCCUGCCUUUUUAUCCCCCUUUCUUCCUCUGCUGCUGUCUUUUUUUGACCUCUCCAGCUUUAUUAAAAAAAAAGAGUGCAUAUAUUUAAACGUAUUCGGCUCUCUUCUCUUUUUCCCCCCUCCUCCCCCACUGGUGUGUGAGUGUGUGUGCGCGCGCGCGCGUGUGUGUCUCGCUGCUCUUCAGGCUGCUGGUCGCCCAGCAUUUUAUACGAACGAACCUACUGUUCUUUGUUUGCCUUCUUUUGGAUCUGCCGAGUUUUCUUUGUUGAAUAAACCAGCAUGGGCGCCCAGUUCUCUAAGAACGCUGCAAAAGGCGAAACUACUGUUGCUGAAAAACCUGGAGAAGCGGUAGCUGCAUCUCCUUCCAAGGCGAACGGACAGGAGAACGGCCACGUGAAGGUGAAUGGCGAUGCCUCCCCAGCAGCUGCAGAGGCUGUCAAGGAGGAAGUCCAAGCAAACGGCAGUGCGCCAGCGGAGGAGUCGGUUAAGGAAGAGCAGAGCCCAUCCGAGGCUGCCUCCGAAAAGGAGACUGCCGAAGUGGAGAGCACAGAGCCUGCCUCUCCUGUGGAAGGGGAGACCUCCUCCAAAACUGAGGAGGGAGCAACUCCGUCUUCUAGUAACGAGACCCCGAAAAAAAAAAAGAAGCGCUUUUCCUUCAAGAAGUCUUUUAAGCUAAGUGGCUUUUCUUUUAAAAAGAACAAAAAGGAGUCUGGGGAAGGAGCGGAGAACGACGGGGCAGCUGCUUCGGAAGGGGGAAAAGCUGACACGGCGGCGGCCGACGCAGAGCCUGCAGGCAAUGAGGAGCCCAAGGCUUCCCAAGAGGUGUCGCCUUCCGCCCCUGCCGCUGGUGCCAGCACAGAGGACGCCAAAGAGGAGACCGGGGGUUCCCAGGAAGCCCAGUUGGAAGAGACUGCCCCAGAGAAGCCUUCAGGAGAAGAGGCCAAGGCUCCUGAAGAACAGAAGCCGGAGGAGAAACCAGAAGAGGUGCCAGCGGCUCAGGUCCCAAGUGCUACCACCGAAGCCACCUCAACUGAGCCAGAGGCAGCCAAAGCAGAGGAGCCGGCGGCGGCGGCGGCGGCAGCAGCUCCCUCACAGGAAGCUGCCUCCGAGUCUAGUCCAGAAGCUCCACCCACCGAGUCGGCGGAGUAAAACAAGGCAAUGAAAAGAAUGGCAAUUUUGAGAUGAUUGAACUUUUCUUCCCCCCUGUUUGUUUGUUUGGAGUGGUGCCAGGUACUGGUUUUGGAGAACUUGUCUACAACCAGGGAUUGAUUUAAAAGAUGUCUCUCUCUCUCUCUCUCUCUUUCUCUCUCUCUCUUUUUGUCUUUACCCACAGAUCCCAUCUCAAAUCAUUCUGUUACCACCAUUCCAACUGGGUAGAGGAGAGACUAAAUGCCUCCCUUUGCCUUGUUCCUCCUCUUUUUUUUUACAU
Molecule: messenger RNA, 1584 nt
Organism: Thamnophis sirtalis
Lineage: Eukaryota; Metazoa; Chordata; Lepidosauria; Squamata; Natricidae
Gene: MARCKS
Product: myristoylated alanine rich protein kinase C substrate
Biological process (GO): actin filament organization; central nervous system development
Cellular component (GO): plasma membrane; cytoplasm; actin filament bundle
Molecular function (GO): calmodulin binding; actin filament binding
Source: RefSeq, a predicted model, not a curated record